Messenger RNA from Saccoglossus kowalevskii, 1122 nucleotides. RefSeq lists its product as uncharacterized. Gene Ontology annotation, molecular function: DNA-binding transcription factor activity, RNA polymerase II-specific; RNA polymerase II cis-regulatory region sequence-specific DNA binding. Gene Ontology annotation, biological process: regulation of transcription by RNA polymerase II. NCBI's taxonomy places the organism in Eukaryota, Metazoa, Hemichordata, Enteropneusta, Harrimaniidae. The record is from RefSeq and is a predicted model, not a curated record. Gene Ontology annotation, cellular component: nucleus.
GUCAGACGAUAGCUUUGCUCGUUCAAUCCAUUACGUCAGCGUAUUUACAUGAGAACAGUACGAGCACAUCAUUUAUGCAAAUGAGCUGUGUAGUAGAUGCUGGCCAGCUGGGCAGAAAGUAUCAUACACUGCAUGGCUAAGUCCAAGGCGUGAAAUAUUUCCACCAAGCCAAAUACCUUUUUUCACGUCCGCAAAUAUGAGUGAAGAGAAACUCUACGAUUUCCAGCAGCAAUUCGAGGAAGAUAAACAGAAGAUUCCUCCAAUAAGCACAUUUGCGAAAGCUUCAGCUUACGAUGGUCGAUACCCUAUAGCAGCCCAGAACACAAACCGAGCGUUCUAUUUAGUUUCUGGAGAAGGCAACCCAUCAUUUGUCUACCCACCAACCUCAUCGUCUACAGGAAACCUUCAGCCGCCACUGCCUGCCAAUAUGGUUGGUCAAUCGUCAAUGAUGAUGUACCACAGAGGUGGUACCGACGUAUCGACAUCCGGCACGUUGCCACCAACACCACCCGUAUCGGCUGAUGAAAAAGACCAUAAUAUAGACGAUCCCAAUGCCAGGGAUAGCGGAUUGAUCAGAAUGUUAUCCCAGACAAAACAAAUGGAGUUACCCUCGCAUUUGCCCCACCCACCCCAUUUAAUGAUGACCGCUCCACAAGUCCAUUUACACACGCAUACACAUGCACCGGGACCAAUAUCGCCAAUGGACAAUGAAUCAUUCGACGGUGAAGGAGAUGAUCCAUUUGACGUUAUGUCCCAUGUUAGGAUGAACCACUCAAAACGGCGCAGUACUAAAAAAGCAGUCACAGACGACAUGAAGGAUCAUAGAUACUUCGAACGACGCAAGAAAAACAACAUGGCUGCCAAGCGGUCACGUGACGCCAGGAAGUAUCGCGAAGAACAGAUUAGCCAUAGAGCUUACCUGGAGAGAGAGAACGCCCACCUGCGAUCGCAGUUAGAAACGCUGAAGGAAGAAGCUUACUCCCUGAGACAGCUGCUUGCACAAAAGAGCAACUCAUCAUAAACUUACUUGCUACAAAUCUAUAAAACAAUUUUAAAACAAAACUUGUAAAGAAAGAAAGAUAUAUAUUUAUGUUCUAGCAAGGAAUGGAAAUAUACUUUGUU